Pantherophis guttatus is the source of this 2699-nucleotide messenger RNA. It is a transcript of the gene CERS3, whose product is annotated as ceramide synthase 3. NCBI's taxonomy places the organism in Eukaryota, Metazoa, Chordata, Lepidosauria, Squamata, Colubridae. Gene Ontology annotation, molecular function: DNA binding; sphingosine N-acyltransferase activity. Gene Ontology annotation, cellular component: membrane. The record is from RefSeq and is a predicted model, not a curated record. Gene Ontology annotation, biological process: ceramide biosynthetic process.
CUUACUAUCAGGAAAUUUCUCCUUAGUUCUAGUGUUAGUUUGAUUAGCCAGUUAGUGUUAGUCUUAGCUCUAGUGUUCUAGUUCUAAUGCUGACGUGCUGUGCCGUUUUCUCGUGUUGCCUGAUUUGAUGUCAUUACGUUUGGAAGAAACUCAGCUAUAAACCCGCAGAAUUGACUACUGUCGGUGUUGUCCUUACCUCCCUGAUCAAAAGUGCCAUAAAGCAUCGACUCUUUCUCAUUUUACAAUAUUGGGACAAGCAGCCUUGAAGGCCAUCAGUAUUAUUCCACUGGAAUUGCAUCCUCAAACUUUGCACAAUACAAGGAUUAUGCUUAGUCAGAAAUCCUGAAUUGCAACUUUCAUGGGUGGGUCACUGAAAAAUCUGGAAGUCUGCAGAGAAGAGGCGUAGUUGCUCACUGCUCACCUGCAGAUGUACUGUAACAUUCUGGAGUGAAGCACAGAGCCCACUUAACAAUGCAUCAGAUAAUACAAACCGCAUACAGCUGGUUUUGGUGGGAGAACAUCUGGAUGCCUGCUAAUUGCACGUGGGCGGAUUUGGAAGAUCACAAUGGAUACAUCUUUCCCAAGCCACGACAAUUAUUUGCCACAAUUCCAUAUGCCUUUGUGAUGUUGGUUAUCAGAUUCUUUGUUGAAAGAUACAUGGCUCUUCCUCUGGCUGACUACUUGGGCAUAAAGGAUGUGAGGCGGAUCAAACCGCAGGAUAAUCCCACCCUUGAAAAUUUUUUCCGACAGCGCACAAAAAAGCCUUCCCAGUCAGAAACACGUAAACUAGCUAAAAAGUGUAACUGGACUGUGCACCAGGUGGAAAAAUGGUUCAGGCGAAGACGCAACCUAGAAAUCCCAACUCUGCAUAAAAAAUUCAAGGAAGCUUGUUGGCGAUGUUUAUUCUACAGUACCUCAUUUAUUGCUGGAAUUAUAUUUCUCUGUGACAAAUCCUGGUUUUAUGACCUUUGGCAAGUGUGGCUCAACUAUCCAAACCAUGCCAUGCUCCCUUCCCAGUAUUGGUACUACAUGCUCCAGAUGAGCUUCUAUUGGUCAUUGCUCUUUACUCUUGGAACCGACACUAAAAGGAAGGAUUUCAUGGCCCACGUGGUGCAUCAUUUUGCCGCCCUUGGCUUGAUGUUCUGUUCCUAUAGUGCCAAUUACCUCCGUCUUGGAACCCUGGUGAUGAUCGUCCACGAUUCUGCAGAUAUCUGGCUGGAGGCCGCAAAGAUGUUCAACUACGCUCGCUGGGACAAUACCUGCAGUGUUCUGUUUGUCAUUUUCGCAGUGGUGUUCUUUAUCACGCGACUCAUUCUCUUUCCAUGUUGGAUUUUACGGGCCUCGAUAUAUUAUCCUGUGUUUUAUACCCAGACGCUUGUCAUCGCAUAUUUUGUAUACAAUGGGCAGCUAUUGAUCCUGCAGGGUCUCCACCUCUAUUGGGCCUACUUGGUUUUCAAGAUUCUGAAGAAAUUCAUUUUUGUGAAGGUGCUCAGGAUUCCUAUACCAGCUUGGGCUAAUAUAGGCAAUGACCAGAAUAUUAAAGAUGAACGGAGUGAUGAAGAAGAAGAAGAAGAAGAAGACUCUCUCAGCGAUACUGAAGGGGAGUGUAUGAAGAAAGGAAUGAAGAAUGGAUUAAAUGACCCUCUCCUAAAUAAUAAUAAUAUUAAUUAAUGCCCAGCCAAUACCAUCUCCUAGUGCCAUUAUCUGCUGUGUCAUAAACCCAACACACCAUACAGACUUUUACAUCCGCAUCAAAACCAAAGUCCACAAAUGGUUUUAUUGCAGAUCGUUAGACUUAGGAGGGUACACACUUUUGAAAAAGAGAGCCUUUGCAAUAUGCAGUCUAGAGGAUAUGCAAUGAAAUAAUAAUAAUUUUUUUUAAAAAAAACAACAACUCUGAAUGGUUUAGAAUAUAACAUUUUUAGGCUGAGAUUUUCAUGUAUUUAAAUUUUGAUAAGUCUUAAAACAGUUUGGACAAGUUUUUAAUAAUGUUUUAGUACGAUUUGAGAAGUGUGGCUUUAUACUGAUUUUAUUGAAGAAUGGGAUGGUUUUAUAUAAGGAAAAUCCAUGCAGUAAUUGUCAGAUGUAAUUGCCGAGCCCAGAAGUGAAUUCUGGUUUUAAUGCAAUGGUUUUAGAAUUUAUAUUCUAAAUUUCACUGGUUCCUGAGUGUACCUUCCAGUCAGUCUUGAGUUCUUGCAACUGCAUGGAUUUGACAACAUUUCUGGAAAUUGAUGUCCUACGCCACCAGGUGUCGUUGAGACUCAGUUGGGUGGCCAUAUAAAUGUUCUUAAAUUUAAAAAAAAAACAAUCUUCUCUUGAUUGAGAGCGAGUGACUGUCCCCCCCAAAUCACCCAUCCGGCAUACUGCCUACGCCAAGACUAGAAUUCAUGGUCUUCUAGUACUUUUAACCACUACACCAAAGUGGUACUCCGAAUACAUUGGAUUAUUUAUAUAGAAAUUAGCAAAAGUAGACAGGAAUAUCUAGAUUAGGAUUAAAGCCAUGUCCUCGAACUGUAUUAAGGCCAACCUUGUUUUCUUUUUUGAAUUCUUCCGACUCUGAUUUCCUUUUUAUUUAUACUUUUGUCUUUCAUUAUAUAGUCUUGAUUUUCAUUCUUUGUGUAUUCUGGAUUGUUUUAUUUAGAGAUAAAGUGUGAUCCCAUGGAAAUGGGGAAAAUAUCACCUGGACACUUUUUAAAUAA